This is a messenger RNA of Acaulospora colombiana, 414 nucleotides long. NCBI's taxonomy places the organism in Eukaryota, Fungi, Glomeromycota, Glomeromycetes, Diversisporales, Acaulosporaceae. The record is from the annotation of a GenBank genome assembly.
AUGUCUCUCCGGGCAGCGGCGGCGUUGCACUCGCGUUGCGCAUAUGGUGCGGUCGCUGCGCCCCCGUGGUUCAGUUUGCGUUUGUAUAACCCAAACAAAACCUUCCGCUUUCGUGGGCUCAAUGCGGACAUAUCGUGCAGAAAUCAGAGUAUUCUAUAUCAUUUCAUGACUAUUAUCAUACUUAUGGCCAUGGGGGAGAGGUUAAGGGAGGGCAAACAGGCAAAAAGGGAGGGGAAAGGGUACAUCAAGGCCUUCUUGCCGUAUUUCUCAGCAAAAAUCAUUUACUACCACGCGAGUACCAUGAGUUCGACGCCUAUACCGGGCUCGGUAAUGAAAACUCACCAAGAAUCCGCAUGGAGAUCCGGUGCAGAUAUAGGCCCACAAGAGAAGAGUUCCCCAAUACGCCGCGGCGAC